Suillus subalutaceus is the source of this 852-nucleotide messenger RNA. RefSeq lists its product as uncharacterized. Lineage: Eukaryota; Fungi; Basidiomycota; Agaricomycetes; Boletales; Suillaceae. Bases 1 to 852 code for a protein of 283 amino acids. The transcript has 4 exons. The record is from RefSeq and is a predicted model, not a curated record.
AUGAGUUUCGUACGACCAUUAUCGCUCGCUGCUCGAGACGCGAUUGAAAAUCUCCCAAUGGACUUUACAAGUGCCCGUUCAAUGGCACAACGCCAGCAAGUUCUCGAGGCCUUCGCGCAACUCGAUUUUAUUUACCAAGGAUCACAACGUCCGAAAUUGUUCCAGCUUUUUUAUGACCGCAAGGAUUUUUUCGUCAAUGUCGAGUCUGACGCAACUCGUUGUCCUGCUGCCGGGCACCGCAGACCGCCAAUACCUGCCAUACCUAUGGUACAGAGACCUCCGCCUUCAAUAGAUCCGCGACAACGCAUUUUCGUUCGCCUCUUCGGUUCUCUCCUCACACGAACCCAGUACAUCGUGAUCGACCUCACGAUCCCUUGUAUCAUCCUGCGUAUCUUCAAUAAGGACGACCAGGACUUCUUCCCGAUGGAUUUGUCGUACGUGCUCGCAAGGACUUCGUCCAGAGAGGGAUCUCGACCAAUCCUUGAACGCGCCUCGGAUCUCUGCCCGAUGGACCAUAACCACCGCCCCGAAGCACUGCUCAAUCUAGCUGCCGCAAAGUUUGUCAGUUGCCAAGCUGACGGAAGACACCUCGACCUCGACAUCCCUAUCAAUCUGUUUCAAGAUGCCCUUGAUUUGUGUCCCAUUGAUCACCCGGACAUCACCCAGCUCCAUCCUACCAUUGCUCUGCAAUCUCACUUCGAAACGGGGAUUUCAAACGGAUGCGGAUGGAGUAAAGUCCUCGAUGUCUGCCACGCUAACAGUCACAUUUACAGAGCUGGCGCUUGUCAACCGAAGUCCUAUCCCACAUUUGCGUUCGCUCUUUCGCAGAGACCACUCCAUCAAAAAUGCUAG